Molecule: messenger RNA, 5740 nt
Organism: Leptomonas pyrrhocoris
Lineage: Eukaryota; Euglenozoa; Kinetoplastea; Trypanosomatida; Trypanosomatidae
Exons: 1
Coding region: 1358-5740 (1460 amino acids)
Biological process (GO): regulation of autophagy
Cellular component (GO): lysosomal membrane; late endosome membrane; Mon1-Ccz1 complex
Source: RefSeq, a predicted model, not a curated record
GUGUGUUCUACUUCAUUUCGGACUCACCUCAUUCCAUCUGCGCCAUCAACUCGCUGCGUACCCGCAUUCGUUGUGUAGCUGCAUUGCUGCUCUCUCUCUCUCCCUCUCUAUUCCACCACCGUUUCUCAUUAUUAUUAUUUCUCCAUUCAAAACGUCACAGCUGUCGAUAUCUCUGCCACGUCCUGAGAAAACAAACAAACAGAAAAAGGAAGUAAAAAAAAAAGAACAAUACAACAUCCGCAACGACAGCCGUCUCGCAGGUGUGGUAGGAUCAUCCCCCGCCCACACGCACGCCCGAUAUUUUUCCUUUACCGACCUUCUCUUCUUCGUCUUGCAUUUCACGUUUUACAAUUUACGUACGAUCUUCUUUAUAUCUAUUAUAGUAAUUUCCUGCAGCCUCGUCGCUGCCCGCUGCGAGAUCGAACAUCCGUUGGCGUUCACCACAUCGCUUGUACUCCUCCACCUCGCUGAGUUUCACUCAACACCAUCUUUUUCCUUUUCUUCCCGUUUUCGGGUUGUUGUGGAUGCGCCGUCUUCUCUGUUCGCUUUUCUCCGCGCUAAAAAAUCUCUUUUGUUUGCCAUUUUGUUUGUUUGCGAGGACUAUCGUAUACGCAUCGCACACUACGUCGGCAACAUUGAGAAAGACCGAAAAAGGAUGGCGGAUGCCAUGCCAGCUUCUGCGCCGCUGCGCGAAGAGGAGACAGCGGAGGGCGAUGCGUGUGCGCCAGCUCUUUUGCGCCUCAGCCCCGCCCUGCCAUGCUCCCUCGCACAUCUCCAUCUCACGUUCGCCAACGCAGAGCCCGGCGCAACACCGGCCGCUGCAGCAGGAGCCUCGUCUCCGUCUUUCCAGGUGCGUGCGAUACACUUCGAUGACGUGGCGCAAGACGCAAUUCUUGUCUGUGAAGACAGCAUCACGCUCUUUGUGCCUCUCCAAUGCGAUGCCGCUCCAACACCUCCUUCUGCAACGGUAAAAAGAGAAAGAUUACCCAGCGAAUCGGGCAGACCAUCAUCGCCACUUCAACAAGAGCCACCGAAGAAGAAGGAGGAGAGGGAGGAGCCGGCUUCAGCUCCUGCAGUGGCUGCCUGUCUCCGACUGGGGAACCCACAUCCAGCCUGGUCGCCUCCGCCACGGCGACCGCCGUCUGCAUCUCCGCCAUCGACAUCGCCGUCUUCCGCGCUGACAGCCGCUCAUGUAGCUGAGAACUGCCUCCCGCGACGGCUGCCGCUGUCUGCUGAGGCGUUACGGCGCGCCUCGGCGGUUCUUGUGGCGGUGCCGGUCCUCGCCCUCCCCAGCGCUGCCGCUGGCUCUGCGUCUGCUGGAGGGAAUAACAGCAGUAACAGCCCUGUCAGCCGCGUGAUGUCCAUUGUAAUUGUGGAGUGUGCGGUGCUGCCGGAGGGCGUCGACUUCAUUGAGCCAAAUGCGGUUCCGCUGGCGCGGCCGCUACGAAAGAUCCUGUGUGCACCGAACACCCUGCGGUUCCGUGAGGCGUGGUACCCUCUUCAGUACUUUUGCUGGUGUGGCCCGACGGAGACGUUGGGCUGCAGCGGCGGAUGCAACGCAAUGACAGACGCCGCUCACGAAGAAGAAGGAGCUGGCCGUCGUCGUCGGUCGCCCGCUACUACGGAGGAAGAGGUGGAAGAUGCAGACGAGGGUCCUGCGUCCAUUUCGCUCCCCGGCUACACAGACUACUACCUGUUGUGCGUGUCUUCCAUCUGCGCGGAUCUGCUGCGCGUCCGCCACCGGACUCCAUCUUCUCUCUCCCACCACCAACAUGCACAGCAGGCGGGGGCGAGUGGGCCGUUGCAUCAGCCGGAUGUUACGGCCAUGAUGAACGCCGGCUACGCAGUUCGUGCGCCGCCGGCAGCACCACCACCACCGUCUUCCAAAGCUGCCCUUUCCACAAAGCAGGGAUCUGCGGAUGCGUCGAGAAUCGCAGAGGAGGAGGAGGUGAUUGUGUCGGUGGUGCAGCGCUACGUAACCCACACAGAUUGGUGUGUGUACGAGUCGAGGAGUCGGCUUCUGCUGAGCAUCCGCCACACGCGGCCAGACGUGUUAAAGCCGAUUUCGGUGCACUACGAGCCUUGCUGUUGUGGCGUUGCACGCGGCCGCACAAGCGACGGCCUGGCAGGGGUACCGCAUUGGAGUUCUUCGUCUUCGAGGUUACCCGUGAGCGUAUCCCUUUGCAAAUGGACGGAGCUCACCCUGUCCGAAACCCUCUGCGCCUCUCUCUCACUCCCCGGCCCCCGCACCUCCCUUCCGCUGGACGCGCGCACCGCCCGCCUGCUCCACUCCGUCGUCGGCGUCUUCACCGUCUACGGGAACACCUUCGUCUACCACGUGCCGUCCGCCCGCCUCCACAGCCAGCGCCCUGCGUGUAUGGAGGUGUACUUGUGCCUGCCCGACGAGACGGGGUGCUCAGCUUUGUUUCCCCCCGACGCUGCCGCCGCCUCCUCUUUUCCUCCCCCUCCUCCGUCUUCGUUGUUGCCUUCCUCUGCUGCUGCGUUGGAUCCUGGACAUGACGGGGCGUCCCCCGCCGAGCUGCACGGAGCGAUGGAGGGCCGCAGCGGCAGCGGCAGAGACGGAGGCGUGCACCGGGCAUCGCCCCCCGCGUCUUCGCCGACGGACUUCUUUAAGCGGCUGACGGUCGCAGCGUCGUCUGCCACCGCCUCCGCCACCCCACCGCAGGUGCGCAGCGGCGUCUUCCUGAAAGUGGCACGGCUGUCUCUGCGGGAACUGCUGCCGCCGCCGCCGGCGACGUUCUUCUCCUCUUCAACGAGCCCUUUCCGUGGGCGUGCUGAGGCGCGAAGUCCAUUGGCCCAGCCGCAGCCGUCGUCGCCGCUGCUCUCUGUCCAAGUAUGGAACGGUUUCCUUCUCCUGCACAGUCCGCGUACGGGGAAGUCUGCGGUGUACGACCUGGCGGAGCGGAGUCCUGGGAAUGCGAGGAACGGCGCAGAGGAGGGGGAGAUGCUAUCCUCGCGUGAUUAUCUUCUCUGGGCUACCGCCUCCGAGCGCAGUCGAAACUGGGCGCGUUCGCAGCGCUCCCGUGCUUCUUCCUCGUCCUGUUUAACCUCUCCCAACAGCCUCGGCCCCCGCGAGGGUGCAGCAGGAGGUACACACUUGGCGGGAUCGGCCACCACGUCUGGACGCGCGAGCAGCUGUCCACGCAACCACACCGGCAACGACAGCCGCGGCAGCAACGUGAACCCGAGUGAUCAGCUGUGGUCGCGCGCCGUCGCAGGUGAUUGGACGUCGAUGGUGACUGCGGUGGCGAGCUCCGUCAUGGACCUCUCCUCCGCUGUGGAAACGAUCACGGGGGCAACGGCGGCUGCAGCGGACGCGCAAGUACCGCUGGUGUUUCCGUUAAGCUGCGGCGCAGCUACCGUGGAAGUCACAGCGAAUCCCCACCACCACGACAACAGUGAUGAGGACCGCGGCUCUGCUAGUUCGCAGCGGGACGAUAAAGGGGCGGUGGACAAUACCCAUUGCACCUCGGUGGAGGUGCUGUACUCGUCCUGCGUGUGGCCGAGCAGCUCCCGCGUUCCACUUGUGAUCAGCGAACACGACGGGUCGCUGCGGCGUUGUGAGAUGAACGUGGCGGCUCUGGCGGAGUGGCUGCUACUGCUGCGCGCUUCUUCUCAAACCAGCCCGUCUUCUCAUCUAGUGGAUGCUACAAGUAGUGGAAGGAGCGCAGCAGCAACAGCGGCGGCGGCGACGAGGUCUGCCGACAUUACCGGUGCAUCAAGCACGUCACUGGGCCGGUUGAUUGCCUUUGCGUGUCGUCAUUCCAGUUCAUCAAACCUGCAGGACGAUGACGACGAUGACGAAGUCGACAAGGCAGAUGUGCUUCUGCUGUUAUUGCGGGAACUGGUAGCAUUUAUCGUACUCGGUGAGCACCGUACACCUUCUCCGCCGCGCUCUCCAGCUGCGGCGAGCCAAUCCGCACCGGGCACCGUCUCCUCUUCUUCGUACAGUGCCGUUUUACAGCGCCAUCUCUACUCCGCGAUGGCCGAGUCACCCGAGUUGUUGGGUUCGCAUUGGGGUGCCCUCGUAGAGGGCCUGACCCUCGAAACAGAGCUGAUGAACCGAUGUAGAUCCCUCGCGCGGCAGCGGAUGCUCUCGCCCGCUAUGUGUGGCGGUGGCGGUGGUUGCACAGCGAACUGUACGCCUUACAGUCACCGCAGCACCGACGAUGACCGUAUAGGAGGAAUCAAUGGUACACAACUGCAGUCACGCCUUGUCACCCACGUGUGGACGCCCGUGUGGCGAGGCCUCAAGUACCCAGACGACCUCGCCGGUAUAGAAGACGGCCAUGAGCCUCAUGUACAACAGCAGCGGCAGUUAGAGCGUCGACGACAGCGGUACGAAGAUGUGUUGUGCGACUACGUGCGGGUGCUACACCGUCUUGCCGUCCCACUCCUGCCCGCUCUGCAGGCGCUGCUGUUGGAAGUAGUGCUGUGGAGCGGCUCUGAGACAGCGCUGCCGCCGCUGCGAGAAGAUACUUGUUCUGCUGCUGCUGCCUCUCCGGCGGAGACGUGCGACACGUCGGUUGCAGCGUUGAUGGCGCGUGCGGGUGCAACGGCGCGGCGGGUGCGGGGGUUGCUGCGUCACGGAGUUCUCGAGGCAAACUGCACGACGGCGCGGUCGCUUCUCGCGUGGUGGGGACGUCUCCGCUGCGAACUCGCGUCGGCCCAGCAUGACACCAAGUACACGCCCGGGAACUCGCACGCAGGUCUUGUGAAGAAAGAUGAGCGACAAGCGAGGGAGGAGACGGCGACGGCGGCGACGGAGGAAGAGAACGCAGCGCUGCGUCAGCCGGAUUUUCUGUCCGACGGCGGGUGCCCGGAGGCGGAGGCGGUCUUCGACGAAGCGGUCGGCCUCUUCACCCUGCACGGGCAGCAGCUGGAGGUGGUGGAGGCUUAUCGCUGGCGCCACGACUACGCCGCUGCGGCGACCGUGCUGCUCCGCCUUCCACGGGACACGCCGUCGAUGGAGCUGUGCGAGGUGCACGGUGCGUGGCGAAGCCUCAAAUGCGCAAACCCCAUCACAGCUGACAUCUCCCCCUCUUCUUCGUCCUCUUCUUCAGCCGCCGCUGCUGCUGCUGCUAUGUCUCACAACGCCAAGACGACUCCUCGCCGCACGUCUCGCCUCCUUUCAUGGGACACGCUGGCCGUCGCGGUUCUGGAUGGGGCCUGGAACACCGUGCGGAGCGCCGAGGAGGACUGUUACGUGCUGGUUGAAAGAGCCGCCGCCGUGGCACGGAGUGCGUCUCCACUCCCCACUACCACCACCACCACCGCAACAGCAGCAGACAGUGCUGCUUCCUCCCCCAACGACACGCAGGUGGGUGCGUCUCCGACACCUUCUGCCUGGCGGCUGCGUGCGGCGGAGCGGGCGGUGCAGGCGGCCCGCCGUCUUUAUCUGUUUGUUGCGACCGCCAUCCUCACAACACCUGGCCUGACGGCUGCUGCUGCUGCUGCUGGAGCAGGAGCGUCGUCACCACCACCUCCACCCAACGCCGCUGUUGCGGCGACUGGCAACUCCGCUAUCGAAUUUCGUCCCACGGCGGCGGCGGCGGGUGAGGGGGGCGGCGGCGUGCGGGGCUCUCUCGCACGCGCGCCGCACCCGCAGCUCUUCAACCCCAUCAGCAGCAGCGUCGCUGCGGGCUAUCGCGCGCAUGAGGUGCGGUAUCUGCGGCUGCGGCAGCAGGUCGAGGCGGACCGGCGCCACAAGAAGUCCUGA